Molecule: messenger RNA, 799 nt
Organism: Solanum stenotomum
Lineage: Eukaryota; Viridiplantae; Streptophyta; Magnoliopsida; Solanales; Solanaceae
Product: nicotinamidase 1-like
Exons: 5
Coding region: 54-791 (245 amino acids)
Biological process (GO): pyridine nucleotide salvage
Molecular function (GO): nicotinamidase activity
Source: RefSeq, a predicted model, not a curated record
CAUUCAAUCACCCUUACCUACUACCAUAAGAAAAUAGGCAAGAAAGAACAAAGAUGGUAAUAAAAACAGUAGAUCUUUUGAAGAAUGAAAUUCCCAUAGAGGAGGAAUCAGUAGUCAUCACUGAAGAUGUUAAGGCUGGCCUUGUUCUUGUGGACAUAAUCAAUGGAUUUUGUACUGUUGGUGCUGGAAAUCUGGCACCAAGAGAGCCUAACAGGCAGAUCAGUGAAAUGAUUGAUGAAUCAUCAAGGCUUGCUAGAGUGUUUUGUGACAAGAAAUUGCCAGUUCUUGCCUUUCUUGAUUCACAUCAUCCUGAUAAACUUGAAUACCCUUAUCCUUCUCACUGCAUCACUGGCACUGAUGAAUCCAACUUGGUUCCUGCACUAAGAUGGGUGGAGGAGGAACCAAAUGUUACAAUCAGGCGCAAAGAUUGUUAUGAUGGCUAUAUUGGUUCCUUUCAGGAGGAUGGCUCUAAUGUAUUUGUUGAUUGGGUGAAGAACAACCAAAUUCAACUUUUGUUGGUGGUAGGGGUGUGCACGGACAUAUGUGUGCUGGACUUCGUUUGCUCUGCAUUAUCAGCUAAGAACCGCGGCUUCCUCAACCCUUUGGAGGAUGUAGUAGUUUACUCUCAGGGAUGUGCCACCUUUGAUUUUCCUGUCUCUAUGGCAAGAAACACCAAAGAUAUUUCACCACAUCCUCAGGAGCUAAUGCAUCAUGUGGGACUUUAUAUGGCCAAGGGAAGGGGUGCCAAAAUAGCUAAAGAAGUCUCCUUCAACAACUUGAACAAACCAUAAUAUAUUGC